AUGCGGCCCGAUUGGGACAUGCUCCAGUCGCUGCAUCCAGCAGCGGAGUUCCAUGCAGCAGCGCGAGCCGUGGGGGGGUGCGCUGUGUAUGUCAGUGACAAGCCAGGGCAGCACGAUUUCAAUGUGCUGCGCAAGCUGGUGCUGCCAGACGGCUCUGUGCUGCGCGCCAAGCUGCCCGGCCGACCCACCAGGGACUGCCUCUUUGCCGAUCCCGCCCGGGACCACACCAGCAUGCUCAAGAUCUGGACGAUGAACGCGUGUGGGGGCAUGGUGGGCGCGUUCAACUGCCAGGGCGCGGGGUGGUGCAGGGAUGGGCGCAAAUACACCAUGCACAACCCCGACCCUGAUGCCGUUACUGGGACUGUUGCUGCUGCUGACGUGGACCUGCUUGCUGACGUGGCGGCCGGCGACUGGACGGGAGACGUGGCGGUGUUUUCGCAUAACGCAGGCGAGUUGGUGCGGUUACCAGCGGACACAUCUCUGGUGGUGCAUCUGCACCGCCUCGAGUUUGAGCUCUACACUGUCUCCCCCAUCACUGUGGUGGGGAGUGUGGCAGUGGCGCCUAUAGGCCUCACCAACAUGUACAACUCAGGGGGUGCUGUGCUGUCCCUGCGCACCAGCACCACCACCAGUGCGUAUGAGCUUGUGCAACCCCUUCGUCAGCAGCGUUCUUUUUUGUGGGAUGACUCUGUGUUCAAGAUGUAUGAUACCUGGCACAUGUUGCAUUGA
This is a messenger RNA of Closterium sp. Yama58-4, 729 nucleotides long. The record is from the annotation of a GenBank genome assembly. Lineage: Eukaryota; Viridiplantae; Streptophyta; Zygnematophyceae; Desmidiales; Closteriaceae.